AUGGCAUCUUAUUUAGAAGCAAUACUUAUAAGAAAUACAUAAGAGGUUGAAAACUAAUUGAUUAAAUAAAAGCUUUGUAAAGUUUUAGGCUUCUUAAAAUAUGAUUAGAGAUUAUUUUCUAGUGAAAUUACAAUUUUAUUAAAUGGGAGUUCAGAACUAAUUUUCAUUAAAGAUGGAGAUGUUCUUUAGAUGUAAGGAACUCACUUUAAUUUUAGUUAAAAAUACAUUGAUUAUAAUACCAUACAAAAUAUUCAUCCAAAUUUUGAACAAUUAAAGAGUUUAUUUUGGAUUGGCUAAACUAAUGAUAAGGGAUAAAAGAUUGGAAGAUGGAAUGCCUUUUGGAGAGGUGAAAACCUCAAUGUUGGUGGAUUUUUCAAUGAUGAUGGGGAAAAAAUUGGAAAUUGGAUUGAAUUAUUUGAGAAUUAUUGGGAGUAAUAAUUCAAUAAAAUAUAAGUAAAGCUCGGAUAACUUACUAAGGUGAAUAUAUUAAAGGAUAAAAACAGGGAUUUUGGAAAAUUCUUUUUGUUGAUAUUGAGAUGUAUAUUAGAAUUAACUAUUACAUUAGUGGAGGUGGGAUGUAUGUUGAAGGAGAAAAAAUAGGAGCAUGGGUUGAGGUUUAUGAAAAUUUUAGUAGGUAAUCAAUUCAAUAACUUGUAGUUGGUGCAAAAUUAUAGAGCGUGGAAGAUAUAAGAAUGGGAAGAAAGUAGGGGAAUGGACUCAAAUUUUUAAGGAGAAAGUAGUGUAUAUUUAAUUUCUUUAUUAAAUUAGUGGAAUUGGAACUUAUGAUGAAAAUUAAGUAAAGGCUGGACGUUGGGUUGAUUUGCAUGAAAACUUUUUUGAGUAUAUUAGAAACUAAAGAAAUUAGUUGGUGUUAAGUCACAUAUUAAGGAAAAUAUUAAAAAGGAAUAAAAAAAGGGGAAUGGAAAGCUAUUUUUGAAGAAAAAAUAAUGUUAGAAUUUUAUAAUGUUUCUAGUGGUAAAGGAAAUUUCAAUGAAGUGGGAUUAAAGGAUGGGGAUUGGGUUGAGGUUUUUAAAAACUAUUCUAUGUAACUAUUUAAUUAAUUUCUUAGAAAUAGUUAGAUAACAUAUAUAGGAUAAUACAACAAUGGGAAACCAUGCAAAUAGCUAUAUAUAUCUAAUUAAAAGGAUAUGAUGUAUAAUUUGAAAUAUGAUAAAAAGUGGAGGUGGUAGUUAUAAUGAAAAUGGAAUGAAAAAUGGUAAAUGGGUAGAAUUGCAAGACAAUUUUUAUGAGUUAUCCAUUCAUAAUUAAAAAAUAAUAGUUUUGGUAAAGUGACUUAUGAAGGGGUGUAUAACAAUUAGAAAAAAGAAGGAAAAUGGUAAUACAUUUAUAAUAAAAAUGUCAUGUAAUUAUGUUUUUUUUAUAUAUUAUUUAGAGGUGGAGGGGUUUAUUCAUUUGGAAUAAAGAAUGGUAAUUGGAUUGAAUUACAUGAAUAUUUUUCAGAGUACAUUAAUAAAUUUGUAUAAAAUAAGUACAUGUUAAGUGAGUUAUAAAGGAGAGUACAAAAAUGGAAAGAAAUUUAAAAAAUGGGAUACAAUUUAUUAAUAUAAUAUUAUGUAAUAAAUUUGAUUGUAUUUUUUUAGAGGAGGAGGUUAAUAUGAUGAAAAUGAAUAUAAAACUGGAAAAUGGAUUGUCUUAAAUGAAAAUUUUGGAAAGUAGAAAACAUUAUUAUAAAAUUUCUAGUCUUAGUUAAGUUAUUUGGAGCGGAUAAUACAAAAAAGGAUGUAAAAUUGGAAAAUGGGAUAUCUUUUAUAAGUAUGAAAUAAUGUAUUUCAAAAUUAUUAAUAAAAUAGUGGAGGAGGAAUUUAUGAUUAUAAUGGUAUAUAGUAAGGUCAGUGGAUUGAAUUACAUUAACAUUUUUGGGAGUAAGGAUUUAUUUAAUGUUAAGUUAAUAAUAAAUUAAAUUUAGUGGAUUAUAUAAGGAUGGAAUAAAAUAAGGAUAUUGGGAGAUGAUUUAAUAUAAUACAAAAAUGUAGAAUAAAUAUAUCAUUAAAUUUAGUGGAGGAGGAUUUUAUGAUUUAAUUGGAAUGAAGCAAGGUAAAUGGAUUGAAUUGCAUCAAAAAUUUAUAAAGUAUUUGCUUAUUUAUUAAGUAAAAGAAAUAAUCUAUUUUUAAUUGGUUCGUAUAUAGAUUCAAGAAAAUAUGGGAAUUGGGAUGCAAUAUUAGAUUAGAAAUUAAUGUUAUAUAUAUAUAUAAUUAUGAUAUUAGAGGAUGUGGUUUUUAUGAUGAUAAUGGAUUAAAAAAUGAAAAUUGGAUUGAUUUACAUGACCCAUUUAUGAAGUAUGGAAUAUUAAUUGAUUAUAGUACUGGUAUUAGUUAUUUGGGCAGAUAUAAUAAUGGAAAGAAGUAGGGAAAAUGGAAUACAUUUUUUUAAAAUAAGUAAAUGUAAAAUGAGUUGAUUAUUAAUAUAUAUAUAUAGUGGAGGAGGGUAUUAUGGUGAUAAUGGAUAUAAAAAUGGAAAGUGGAUUGAAUUAGAUGGUGAUUAAAACAAAAAUAAAGAUUAAAUAAGAAUAAAGGAGACAGAAUAUAAAAAUGGUUUAAAGUAUUGAAAUAUAUAAUUUAUAAUAAAUUUGAAUUAUGAAAUAUAUANGUGGAGGGGUUUAUUCAUUUGGAAUAAAGAAUGGUAAUUGGAUUGAAUUACAUGAAUAUUUUUCAGAGUACAUUAAUAAAUUUGUAUAAAAUAAGUACAUGUUAAGUGAGUUAUAAAGGAGAGUACAAAAAUGGAAAGAAAUUUAAAAAAUGGGAUACAAUUUAUUAAUAUAAUAUUAUGUAAUAAAUUUGAUUGUAUUUUUUUAGAGGAGGAGGUUAAUAUGAUGAAAAUGAAUAUAAAACUGGAAAAUGGAUUGUCUUAAAUGAAAAUUUUGGAAAGUAGAAAACAUUAUUAUAAAAUUUCUAGUCUUAGUUAAGUUAUUUGGAGCGGAUAAUACAAAAAAGGAUGUAAAAUUGGAAAAUGGGAUAUCUUUUAUAAGUAUGAAAUAAUGUAUUUCAAAAUUAUUAAUAAAAUAGUGGAGGAGGAAUUUAUGAUUAUAAUGGUAUAUAGUAAGGUCAGUGGAUUGAAUUACAUUAACAUUUUUGGGAGUAAGGAUUUAUUUAAUGUUAAGUUAAUAAUAAAUUAAAUUUAGUGGAUUAUAUAAGGAUGGAAUAAAAUAAGGAUAUUGGGAGAUGAUUUAAUAUAAUACAAAAAUGUAGAAUAAAUAUAUCAUUAAAUUUAGUGGAGGAGGAUUUUAUGAUUUAAUUGGAAUGAAGCAAGGUAAAUGGAUUGAAUUGCAUCAAAAAUUUAUAAAGUAUUUGCUUAUUUAUUAAGUAAAAGAAAUAAUCUAUUUUUAAUUGGUUCGUAUAUAGAUUCAAGAAAAUAUGGGAAUUGGGAUGCAAUAUUAGAUUAGAAAUUAAUGUUAUAUAUAUAUAUAAUUAUGAUAUUAGAGGAUGUGGUUUUUAUGAUGAUAAUGGAUUAAAAAAUGAAAAUUGGAUUGAUUUACAUGACCCAUUUAUGAAGUAUGGAAUAUUAAUUGAUUAUAGUACUGGUAUUAGUUAUUUGGGCAGAUAUAAUAAUGGAAAGAAGUAGGGAAAAUGGAAUACAUUUUUUUAAAAUAAGUAAAUGUAAAAUGAGUUGAUUAUUAAUAUAUAUAUAUAGUGGAGGAGGGUAUUAUGGUGAUAAUGGAUAUAAAAAUGGAAAGUGGAUUGAAUUAGAUGGUGAUUAAAACAAAAAUAAAGAUUAAAUAAGAAUAAAGGAGACAGAAUAUAAAAAUGGUUUAAAGUAUUGA
Molecule: messenger RNA, 3778 nt
Organism: Paramecium pentaurelia
Lineage: Eukaryota; Ciliophora; Oligohymenophorea; Peniculida; Parameciidae
Source: the annotation of a GenBank genome assembly